ACGAUGUCAACAAACGAAGCCGAUGUCCCAUGCAGCGGUCCCUGCCGCAAGCGGUUCCGUCCGGAAACUGUCAACAUGAACGAAGCCGCGGCCAACGCGCUGCUUACAUCCGCAGAGUCCGGCCUGUUCUGGUUCUGCCCGGAAUGCCGCUGUCAGCUGCGUUUGGUUUUCCCGCGGCCAGCACCGGUGGAUCACAGCGAGUUCUACCUCCCGCCGGAGCUGUGGCUGAUGAUCUUCCAGUUGUUGGACGAGCAAUCUCUGCUGCAGGUCCGGUUGACGUGCCCCCGGUGGAAGCGCAUCGUCGAUCAGAACCGCUCACUGCGUGAGGCAUUUACCGUUCAGAUUAAGGGUGCGGUUUUGGAUGGAGGGAACUCGCCGCAGCAUCUCUAUCCGGUGUCGCGUGCCUUCCUGGACGAUUCAAGGAUUAUCGCCGUUGAUUCGUGGUGGCCCUCGUUCGGCGCCAGGUUAACCGUUCUGGACCUGUUUAAUUGUGAGGUGGCUCUACCGAACCUGCUAGGACUGCUCCGCCAGACUCCGAAUCUCACGAAUUUGUUUCUGGAACACAUACGGUACACUUCGGUGGAGGAGACCAUCAGCGCGGAUUUCCGGCUGGAAAAGAUGCAGUAUCUCGACUCCGAAACGGUUUUCGAAUUUUUUGGGCACAUUUUUCCACGACUGUUCAAGUUCACGAAGAACUUUCCGCACGAAGAAGGGGAAGAUGUCAAAAUGUGUCAAUUCCUGAGACCGAUUCAGUGCUAUAUACAGAAACUAACUUGUCCCCUCACAUCGACGAUGGUGGACCAAAUGGCCGAAAUGAGCGAGCUUCACCUGAAUUCCGUGAAUAACCGUAGUGAGGACGAUUCGUCAGUAAAACUUAGCCGGAUUCAGCCAUCCAUAGAGGAGCUUACCACAAUUUCUACGGACGUCAACCUCUGUGAAAUUGGAUCAAACCUUAAGUAUCUCAAGUACAUCGCAGUGUUCGUACCACAAUCGUCGGAUGAUAUCGCAUUUGUGCCUUCGUUCCUGACCAAAAUGAAAAUGCUGAAAGAGUUAACCCUGAUAGCAUGCAAGGGACACCGUCUUGACUUUGGUGGGUUCAAAAGUCUCAGCUUGAGAGGUUUGCUUAUUGAGUCAAUGUGCAUUCAGAGCCUCAGCAUGCAAGUUUUCCUAUCAAACUGCUCCAACAUUCAGGAUCUACAACUUGUUGACUGCUCACUGUCCAAUUGGACCGAUUUGUUCGCAACCAAAUGGUCCUCGUUGCGCUGCUUGAAGUUGUUCAAAAUUGACGCUCCUCAAACCGAGCUUAAACCGAACCUCAAACCGAUUCCCUACUUGAACGAACUGAACAUUUCGAACUGUAACAUUCCCGCGGAAAUGCUGAAACAGUUGGUUGAGCGCUGUCCCAGCUUGACAAGUCUCAAGUUGGGCGAAAUGGACACGGUCGUCGACAACAUUGUGUACAGUCUGGUUUUGCUGCCGCAGCUGAAGAAGUUGACCAUCUACAGCUGCCCUUUCAUCACCGACUGUUUCGUGGGCGUGCUCGUGAUUCGAAACCCGCGCUGGCACGUAAACAUCGAGGAUUGCCUGCAGAUCUCGGAAGCCGCCCGGAAGCGGCUCGGCCAGCUAGGACACUAGGUGUUGCUU
This is a messenger RNA of Culex quinquefasciatus (southern house mosquito), 1644 nucleotides long. RefSeq lists its product as uncharacterized. Gene Ontology annotation, molecular function: protein binding. Gene Ontology annotation, biological process: SCF-dependent proteasomal ubiquitin-dependent protein catabolic process. Gene Ontology annotation, cellular component: SCF ubiquitin ligase complex. Lineage: Eukaryota; Metazoa; Arthropoda; Insecta; Diptera; Culicidae. The transcript is spliced from 2 exons. The coding region runs from base 4 to 1635 and encodes 543 amino acids. The record is from RefSeq and is a predicted model, not a curated record.